Molecule: messenger RNA, 348 nt
Organism: Pipistrellus nathusii (Nathusius's pipistrelle)
Lineage: Eukaryota; Metazoa; Chordata; Mammalia; Chiroptera; Vespertilionidae
Source: the annotation of a GenBank genome assembly
AUGCCUAAACUACCUUCCUUCCUGGCAGUGAUCUGUUAUCAGAUGACAAUAGUCAGGAACACUAUCUUGGAAGAUGGUGUCAUCAGGAGGGACUUCUUAACACUGGUCCCAUCUGCCUUUCUGUCGGAACCUGGGAGGGAAGGAGCAGACAGGGAUGGUGUGCAGCUGGCCCAAGGCGCUGAUCCACCAGGCUUGUCCUGGCACAGGGAGCUACAUCAAAGUACAGACAAAUCCCUUGAUAGUGGCAGGGCUCCCUUUCUGAGCACAUGCCCCCAGAGUGGGCAGGUUGCUCUUCUUGUCCCUAUAGCCACGGAAGUGAGCCCUGGAUUGGUAAGCAAAGAAUGCUGA